Molecule: messenger RNA, 1104 nt
Organism: Procambarus clarkii (red swamp crayfish)
Lineage: Eukaryota; Metazoa; Arthropoda; Malacostraca; Decapoda; Cambaridae
Source: RefSeq, a predicted model, not a curated record
UUUAAUCCAGCACGACACAACUCCCACGGCUGCCAGAGUAAGACACGACACAACUCCCACGACUGCCAGAGUAAGACACGACACAACUCCCACGACUGCCAGAGGAAGACACGACACAACUCCCACGACUGCCAGAGGAAGACACGACACAACUCCCACGGCUGUCAGAGGAAGACACGACACAACUCCCACGACUGCCAGAGGAAGACACGACACAACUCCCACGACUGUCAGAGGAAGACACGACACAACUCCCACGACUGUCAGAGUAAGACACGACACAACUCCCACGACUGUCAGAGGAAGACACGACACAACUCCCACGACUGCCAGAGGAAGACACGACACAACUCCCAGGGCUGCCAGAGGAAGACACGACACAACUCCCACGACUGCCAGAGGAAGACACGACACAACUCCCACGGCUGUCAGAGGAAGACACGACACAACUCCCACGACUGCCAGAGGAAGACACGACACAACUCCCACGACUGCCAGAGGAAGACACGACACAACUCCCACGACUGUCAGGGGAAGACACGACACAACUCCCACGACUGCCAGAGGAAGACACGACACAACUCCCAGGGCUGCCAGAGGAAGACACGACACAACUCCCACGACUGCCAGAGGAAGACACGACACAACUCCCACGGCUGUCAGAGGAAGACACGACACAACUCCCACGACUGCCAGAGGAAGACACGACACAACUCCCACGACUGCCAGAGGAAGACACGACACAACUCCCACGACUGUCAGAGGAAGACACGACACAACUCCCACGACUGCCAGAGGAAGACACGACACAACUCCCACGACUGCCAGAGGAAGACACGACACAACUCCCACGACUGUCAGAGGAAGACACGACACAACUCCCACGACUGCCAGAGGAAGACACGACACAACUCCCACGACUGCCAGAGGAAGACACGACACAACUCCCACGACUGCCAGAGGAAGACACGACACAACUCCCAGGGCUGCCAGAGUAAGACACGACACAACUCCCACGACUGCCAGAAGAAGACACGACACAACUCCCACGACUGCCAGAGGAAGACACGACACAACUCCCACGACUGCCAGAGGAAGACAUGA